Molecule: messenger RNA, 2648 nt
Organism: Raphanus sativus (radish)
Lineage: Eukaryota; Viridiplantae; Streptophyta; Magnoliopsida; Brassicales; Brassicaceae
Product: ferric reduction oxidase 2
Exons: 8
Coding region: 225-2348 (707 amino acids)
Cellular component (GO): plasma membrane
Molecular function (GO): oxidoreductase activity
Source: RefSeq, a predicted model, not a curated record
AAAAACAAGAUCCAUGGGGAGAGUCACAUGCAUGGAGCAUGCAACUAGCUUACUUCAUCUAAUUCCCACUCGAAAAUUUCUCUUUAUAUAUAUACUUACUCUACCCUGGCUUCUUCCCUCAAAACAGGCUAACUGAUCCUUCUCACUAAUUAAAGCGAUCGUAUCUCUUAAAAUCAUAGGACAGAGAGAGAGAAGAAAGAAGAGAGGGAGAGAGAAGAGAGAGGAUGGAGAUGAUUAAGCAAGUGAGUAAGUUCUUCAUGAUGGUGGUAUUCCUUGGAACUAUCAUGCUCUGGAUCAUGAUGCCAACACUAACCUAUCGCAACAAGUGGCUUCCUUAUAUGCGUUUAAAGUUUGGAGCAUCAACUUAUUUUGGUUCCUCAGGGACGACGCUUUUCAUGUAUAUGUUACCAAUGAUCGUCGUAGCUUGUUUGGGAUGUGUCUAUCUUCACUUCAAGAAACGAAAGAGUCCACACCAAAACGAUAGGGAGACGAAUGAAGUAGUGGUGUGGAAUGCACUGAGAAAGCCAAUGUUAGUGAAGGGACCAUUGGGGAUAGUCUCAGUGACCGAGAUCAUGUUCUUGGCUAUGUUUGUGGCUCUUCUUCUUUGGAGCUUUAUCACUUACUUGCGCAAUAACUUUGCCACUAUCACUCCUCGAUCAGCCGCCGCACAUGGCGAAUCUUUGUGGCAAGCCAAGCUGGAGUCAGCGGCUCUAAGGAUAGGGCUGAUUGGAAACAUAUGUUUAGCAUUUUUGUUCUUACCGGUGGCACGUGGGUCGUCUUUGCUACCGGCGGUGGGACUUACCUCGGAGUCGAGCAUAAAAUACCAUAUUUGGCUCGGCCAUAUGGUCCUGGCCAUUUUCACCGUUCAUGGUCUAUGCUACAUCAUCUAUUGGGUCUCUAUGCAUGAAAGCUCUCAGAUGCUCAUGUGGGAUACAAAACAUAUCUCGAAUUUAGCCGGAGAGAUAUCACUAUUCGCCGGACUUUUGAUGUGGGCCACCACAUUUCCGGUGAUUAGGAGGAGAUUCUUUGAAGUCUUCUUCUACACUCACUAUCUCUACAUCGUCUUCAUGCUCUUCUUCCUCCUCCACGUUGGAAUAUCAUUCUCAUUCAUCGCUUUUCCUGGCUUCUACAUCUUCAUGGUCGACCGUUUCCUUAGAUUUCUUCAGUCACGUGACAACAUUCGUGUUCUCUCUGCUCGGAUUCUCCCUUCACACACCAUCGAGCUCACCUUCUCAAAAAACCCUAGUUUGGUUUAUAGCCCGACGAGCAUAUUGUUUGUGAACAUACCGAGCAUUUCGAAGUUGCAAUGGCAUCCAUUUACGAUUACUUCAAGCAGCAAACUCGAACCAGAGAAGCUAAGUGUUGUGAUCAAGAGCGAAGGCAAAUGGUCAACUAAGCUUUACCAGAGUCUUUCUUCUUCUGAUCAGAUCGACCACCUCGCUGUUUCGGUCGAGGGUCCUUACGGUCCUGCUUCUACUGAUUUCUUAAGGCAUGAAGCUCUGGUCAUGGUGAGCGGAGGAAGCGGGAUAACUCCAUUUAUCUCGGUCAUCCGUGAUAUGAUCGCAACAAGGCAAAACCAAAAAUGCAAAAUCCCCAAAAUCACACUAAUUUGCGCUUUUAAGAACUCUUCAGAAAUCUCCAUGCUUGACCUUCUCUUGCCAUUAUCGGGUCUCCAAACGGAACUACCCUCUGACAUAGACAUCAAAAUCGAGGCCUUCAUAACCCGAGAGAAAGAACCAAGAAGCGAAGCUACAUCAGAGAAAAUCAAAACACUCUGGUUCAAGUCAAGUCUUUCAGACCAGCCCAUCUCAUCAAUCCUCGGACCAAACUCAUGGCUAUGUCUCGGCGGAAUUCUCUCAUCCUCUUUCUUGAUCUUCUUGAUAAUUAUCGGUAUCAUCACUAGGUAUUACAUUUACCCGAUCGACCACAACACCAACAAGAUCUACUCAUUGACUUCAAAGACCAUCAUAUACAUCUUAGUCAUCUGUGUGAGCAUCAUGGCGACUUCAAGUGCAGCUAUGUUUUGGAACAAGAAGAAGAAGUACGGCAACGUCGACAAUAAACAGGUUCAGAACGUCGACGUUCCAUCUCCAACGUCUUCACCAACAUCAGGUGGUAACAAUUCCUUUAGAGAAAUCGAAAGUUCGCCACAAGAAUCGCUCGUGCAGUGCACCAACCUGCAUUACGGAGAAAGACCUAACCUUACAAAACUUCUAUUUGAUGUGGAAGGUUCGAGUGUGGGAGUUCUUGUGUGUGGGCCGAAGAAGAUGAGACAAAAGGUUGCGGAGAUUUGUUCCUCUGGUUUGGCUAAGAAUCUCCAUUUUGAAUCUAUCAGUUUCAGCUGGUGAGUGGUGAUCAUUCUCAUCUGCUGUGGAAGUUGCUUGGAUUGCAAGUUAAUAAGGUGGUCAUGUGAUUUGACCUAUCUUUAUGUGCCUCUUACGUUUGACUUUUUCCGGUUUAUGUUUUUCUUCUUUAGGAAUAUUUUAGUGUGAAAAUCCCAACCCUCUCAAAGAUACGUACGAGACCCUUUGUUUGUAAUCCUUACGUACGUUUCUAUAUGUUACAAACUCGGUCACGAAUCGAGGCAUGUAGCUUUUGUAAAUUGUAAAUGCUGGAAAAUAAAAAGAAUCCUUUUUUGAGUCAUAAAA